Molecule: messenger RNA, 2765 nt
Organism: Gilbertella persicaria
Lineage: Eukaryota; Fungi; Mucoromycota; Mucoromycetes; Mucorales; Choanephoraceae
Exons: 8
Coding region: 288-2732 (814 amino acids)
Biological process (GO): regulation of GTPase activity; signal transduction
Cellular component (GO): cytoplasm
Source: RefSeq, a predicted model, not a curated record
AAAAAAGUACCUGAAUUCUAAAAAAGAAAACGUUUCUUUUUCUUUUUCUAUAUAUAUAUAAAUAUUAUGAACCGUACCAGGGGAAGAAGUAUUUCUCAGCUUCACAACCCAAGUGAUGACGAGGUAAACGCUCCAUCUAUAACCAAACCGAGAUCCAUAACUAUUUUAUCAGUUAACAACGAUAGAAAGGCAUUUUGAAUUUGUCAAUAUGGCAUUCAAGUACAGUAUCAAUGACUUGGAAAUGAUCAUUCAAAUGCUUCGGGCCAGGUAACAAAAAGACCCCUUCGAUGAUGGAGAAAAAAUUGAUUCACUCGGUUAGGCUUGCGGCCGAAGAAGUUUAUUUGAAAGAACUCUAUAAAGUCAAGAGGUUAGCUUCUUCGAACGAUUCAGAUAGACCUUCUUUUCAUCAUGAAACACAAAAUUCGUUUCAAACAGCCGUAAAGUCAUAUGAAGCAACCAUCAAUGACACAAUUGAGAAUCGCGCCAGACAUAAGGACACGAUCAAACUUGAAAUAGAUGUGCUUGUUCGACAAAAAGAAAUGGAGGAACAGAACCGAAAGACAUACAAAACAAAAUUGGCUGAAGCUAAUUUGAAUUACACUACAUUUCGCAACCGUGAUAUUGUCAAACUUCAAAAAACAUAUACACACAAAUGUGAAGAUUUGAAAAUGGCACAGAACAACUGGCAGCAGCUGCAACAACAAGAGGAAAAUAAUGAGCUCCUUAGGUCAAAUAGAAAUUCGAUGGAAGUAAAUCCUUCUCGACUAUCGGGUGAAAGUACAAAUCGAGAGAUUGAUAGUAAUACUGUAACAGAUCAACACAAAAAAGGUAUGGCUGGAUUGAUCUCUCAAAUGCGUACAAGGGCUGCCGCCAAUAUCACGCCAGCCGAUCAAAAUAAACAGAUCACAAAAUUCGCCAAAAUGAAAAAGGAUAUUUCAGAGGCUGAUGGUGAGUAUAGAGAUGGUAUUCUUGUAUUAGAAAACUUGAGAAAGAAGCAAACAAAGGCAACAGAAGAAGUAAACCGACAAUUGAAAAACACCAUCAAAAGAAAGACAGACACAGUCAAGACGUCUUUGACGAACAUCCUUCGAUCUGAAAUGGAAAGCAUACAAGUUGAUAUGAAUAUUGCCCGUACAUCUUUUGAAGCUGCUUCAAACAUCGAUAGUCUUAAAGAUAUUCAAAUGUUCAAUAUGCACUAUCAAUCCCAAGGCUACGUCCAACCUACACCUGUGCGCUAUGAAAACUUUUACAUGGAAGGAAAAUGCAAAGAGGUGUUAUUUGGAGGUUCUUUGGAGUCUUAUGCUCUUGAGCACAAUGCUACAGUGCCCAAACUAGUCAUAAAGUGCAUUGAAGCCAUUGAAAACAUGGGAGGUUUACAAAAAGAAGGCAUCUAUAGGGUGUCUGGAAGACAAUCUAAUAUUGAGCAAUUAAAGCACCAAUUCGAAUUAGACGAAGAUUUAGUUCAACUUGAUCCAUAUGACGUGUUUACAAUUGCCACUGUACUCAAGAUGUAUAUUCGUGAAUUAAAACGACCUUUGUUUGAUUUCAGUGUCCAGACAAGAGUAUCUUACAGCAAAAACAUGCCUCAAAAUCAAAGAUUCAAUAUGCUUGAGAAUAAGUUGGCUAACAUGUCACUAGCUCAUAGAAGCACAUUGCAUUAUCUUGUUUGCCAUUUGUCAAAGAUCAAUGCAAACUCUCAGAUGAACAAGAUGAAUAUUCCUAACCUUGCUCUUAUUUUUACACCUGUCAUUUUCCAUGAUUUCAAUCAGACAGAAGAAGGUACUACACAUAGCGACUGGUCUCCUGAAGAUUUGUUUGAAGAUUUAAUACUUCAUCAUGAAGUACUGUUUCAUAUCGCAGAAGAAAGUGCACGCAGAAACAAUGAACAAAAAUUACAAGAAGCAUUAAAUGGCAAGAAUCCUUACAGCCAAUUCUCUCAAAGUAAUCUGUUGUAUUUAAGUAAUUCUACUGUACCUUAUCCUCAGCAACAACAACAGCCAACCAGUGGCUUACUCUUGACUCAGCCUAUGAAUCCACCUAAUCUACCAAAAACAUCUAACUCUUCUGGAACUCCUUUAGAUUACCAGCCAUAUCAGCAACAACAGCAACAAUAUCCACCUAAAUUGACGACAAUUAUAGGCACAGCACCACCACAACAACAACAACAAUACAUGAGUUCAGUUCUUCCAUCUGCUCCACCUGCUGCUACUUCAACACCUCAAUCUAAUGGUCAUGUCUCACAACAGUAUCAAUCUUCUGAAUCCAGGCUGCCUUCUACUGGACCAUCUCCCUCAUAUCAACAACAGCAGCCUAUAGCCUCUUUGCCAAAAGAUAAACCUCUUACUGUUAUUACAAGAAGAGGUUCUUCUAUGAGUCAUCAUUACCUAAACAACACUGCACCCUCUUCAGCUAUUGAGCCAUCAAGUACCGAGUACAGCCCUAUGCCCACCAAAAGAAUUAGUUUGUCUGAUUUGCCCAGAAGAGACAGCAGCGCACAACAAAUAAAGCUCCCCCGACAAGACUCUUUGCGCAAAAACAGCAGUUCAUCUUUGUCGAGUCAAACAAGCGCAGCUAGUACUAAAACAACUACAGAUACUCAGCAACAACACACUUAUUAUCAAGCUAAUUUCAGCCAAGAUACCAUGUUAGCUGCUGUUGAAGAAACCACCAAUCUGGAUGAACUUGUUGAAUACAAUUCUCCUACUAUGGCUAAACCUCCCAGUUCUACUUAGAUAAUUAAUUUGUUAUUAAGCGGCAAAGCGAGU